AUGACCAAGGACAACUUCGGCUACGACCUGCCGGCGGUGGAAGCCGCCAUGAAGAAGCACGAGGCCAUCGAGGCGGACGUGUCGUCGUACCGCGAGCGCAUCCAGGCGGUGGCGGAGCUGGCGCUGGAGGUGGAAGCGGAGAAUUACUACGACGCCAAGCGCGUGGCCGCCCAGCGCGACAACGUCCUGCGCCAGUGGGGGCUGCUCAGCCAACUGCUCCGAGCCCGCAGAGCCCGCCUGGAACAGCACCUCGCCCUGCAGAGGGUCUUCCAGGAGAUGGUCUACAUGAUCGACUGGAUGGAGGAGAUGCAGGCGCCGCUGCUGUCCCGGGAGCUGGGGAAGCACCUGCUGGAGGUGGAGGACCUGCUGCAGAAGCACGCGCUGCUGGAGGCCGACAUCGCCGCACAGAGCGAGCGCGUGCGAGCGCUCAACGCCGCCGCCCUCAAGUUCACCGAGCUGGAGGGAUACCAACCCUGCGACCCCCAGAUCAUCUGCAACCGCGUGAACCACGUGCAGACGUGCCUGCGGGAGCUGGGCGAGCUGGCGGCCAAGAGACGCCAAGAGCUGGAGGACUCGCGCCGACUCUGGACCUUCUUCCAGGAGAUGGAGGAGGCCGAGGCCUGGAUCCGCGAGAAGGAGCAGAUCUUGGCCUCCAAGACCUGCGGCCGCGACCUGAGCAGCGUGCUGGCCUUGACGGGCGAGCACAAAUCCAUGCUGGGCGAGCUGGGCAACCGGCGCGCCUCGCUGCACCAGACGAUGAAACGAGGCGAGGAGAUCUUGGCCAAGAAGGGCUCCGGGCCCGACGGGAUCCAAGAGAAGAUCCGCGCCGUCCGCUCGCGCUGGAAGAAGCUGGAGGAGGCGGUGGGGCUGCACCAGCAGAAGCUCCAGGAGGCGCUGGGCUUCUUCCAGUUCAGCGCCGAGACGGACGACCUGGUGGCGUGGCUGCAGGACGCCUACCGCAUCGUCUCCAGCGACGACUUCGGCCACGACGACUACUCCACCCAGAGCCUCCUCCGCAAGCACCGCGCCGUGAUGGACGAGGUGGAGCGGCACGGCGCGGCGGUGGCCACCCUCCGGAGGCAGCUGGGCGCCCUGGCCCCCGAGCACCAGCGCGGGGUGGAGGUGCAGAUCCGGGUGGUGGAGGUGGAGCAGCUCUACGGGGAGGUGGCCGAGGUGGCCGUGCUGCGGCAGCAGUGGCUGCGCGACGCGUUGGCCGUCUACAGGAUGUUCAGCGAGGUGCGCGCCUGCGAGGUGUGGGUGGACGAGAAGGAGCAGUGGUUGCAGAGGAUGGAGGUGCCCGAGGAGCUGGAUGAGGUCGAGGUGGUGCAGCACAGGU
This is a messenger RNA of Numida meleagris (helmeted guineafowl), 1336 nucleotides long. Its product is annotated as spectrin beta chain, non-erythrocytic 4-like. Gene Ontology annotation, molecular function: actin filament binding. NCBI's taxonomy places the organism in Eukaryota, Metazoa, Chordata, Aves, Galliformes, Numididae. The record is from RefSeq and is a predicted model, not a curated record. Gene Ontology annotation, cellular component: cortical actin cytoskeleton; plasma membrane; cell projection. Gene Ontology annotation, biological process: actin cytoskeleton organization.